CUUGGCCUUCGUGUGAUGCUUGUGGACGAGUAUCAAGACCGGCUGUUUCUUGGAGGAAAAAACCUGAUCUAUUCUCUCAGCUUAGACCGAGUCAGUGAAAAUUACAGAGAGAUCCACUGGCCCAGCAGCUCCCAGCAGGUGGAAGAGUGCACCAUCAAAGGAAGGUCUAUGGAGGAAUGUGCAAAUCACAUCUGUGCUUUACACCGAUACAACCGAACACACCUGCUGGCCUGCGGGACAGGAGCCUUUGAUCCCCUCUGCGUCUUUGUCAGAGCCGGCCACCAUUCAGAGGAUCAUCUCUUUCAUCUAGAAGCUCACCGAUUAGAGAAAGGAAGGGGCAGAUGUCCAUAUGCACCAAGUUCUUCCUUCAUGUCCACUUUAUAUGAAAAUGAACUGUUUACUGGACUCUACAGUGACUACUGGGGGAGAGACGCCGCCAUUUUCCGCCUGAUGGGCCGCCUGGCUCACAUCCGGACUGAGCCUGACGAUGAACGGCUGCUGAAAGAACCUAAAUUUGUGAGUUCCCACAUGAUUCCGGACAACGAAGACCGGGAAGACAACAAGGUGUAUUUCUUCUUCACCGAGAAAGCGUUGGAGGCAGAAGCAGCUGCCCAGGCUCUCUAUGCCAGAGUGGGCCGAGUCUGUGCGAAUGACAUGGGAGGACAAAGGAUGCUGGUGAACAAGUGGACCACUUUCCUCAAAGCCAGGCUGGCCUGUUCGGUCCCAGGGAUGAAUGGCAUCGACACGCACUUUGACGAGUUGGAGGACAUAUUUUUGCUCCAGACUCGGGAUAGCAAAAACCCGGUGAUAUUUGGACUCUUCAACACUACAAGCAACAUAUUCCACGGAUACGCGGUCUGUGUCUAUCACAUGGCCAGUAUCCGGGCGGCUUUCAACGGACCCUACGCUCACAAAGAAGGGCCUGAAUAUCACUGGUCUGUGUACGAAGGCAAGGUGCCCUACCCGAGACCUGGGUCGUGUGCCAGCAAAGUGAAUGGGGGUCUGCAUGGGAGCACCAAAGACUAUCCGGACGAGGCCAUCCGCUUCGCUCGAGGCCACCCACUGAUGUACCAGACUGUCCGUCCGGUGCACAAGAGGCCAAUUCUGGUGAAGACAGACGGAAAGUACGGCCUCAAACAAAUAGCCGUGGACAGAGUGGAAGCCGAAGAUGGCCAAUACGAUGUCUUAUUUAUCGGAACAGAUAAUGGGAUUGUCUUGAAAGUGAUCACAAUUUACAACCAAGACACGGAAUCUAUGGAGGAAGUGAUUCUUGAAGAGCUGCAGGUGUUCAAAGUGCCAUCUCCUAUUCUCUUUAUGGAAAUUUCUUCCAAAAGACAACAGAUCUACGUGGGGUCCGACUCUGCCGUCGCACAGGUGAAGUUCCACCAGUGUGACAUGUAUGGCUCGGCCUGCGCCGACUGCUGCCUGGCGAGAGAUCCCUACUGUGCCUGGGAUGGGAUGUCCUGCUCCAGAUACUACCCAACAGGAACACAGGCCAAAAGACGCUUCCGUAGACAGGAUGUCCGUCACGGAAAUGCCGCUCAGCAGUGCUUCGGCCAGCAAGGUAAUGGGGACGCCUCGGGCAAGGUGGAGGAGCGGCUGGUGUACGGCAUCGAGCACAACAGCACCCUCCUGGAGUGCAUCCCCAGGACUCUGCAAGCCCAGGUGAUCUGGCUUGUGCAGAGAGCUCAUGAGGCCCGGAAGGAAGAGGUGAAGGCUGAUGAAAGGCUCCUUAAAAUGGACAUUGGCCUGCUGUUUUUAAGGCUGCACCGGACGGAUGCCGGAAUGUAUUUUUGCCAGACGGUGGAACACAGCAUCGUUCAUACCGUGAGAAAAAUCACCCUGGAAGUCGUGGAAGAGGAACGUGUGGAUCGCAUGUUCAGCAAGGACUAUGAGGAGGAGCUGGCUCAGAAAACGCCCUGCCCUGCCCAGAGCAGCCUCUCCCACGGGUCGAAGCCCUGGUACAAGGAGUUCCUGCAACUGAUAGGCUACAGCAAUUUUCAGAGGGUGGAGGAAUAUUGUGAAAAAGUGUGGUGCACAGAUAAGAAGAGAAAAAAGCUGAAAAUGACUCCCUCUAAGUGGAAGUAUGCCAAUCCACAAGAAAAAAAGGCCCGUAUCAAAUCAGAGCAUUACCGCGUUCCCAGGCACACCCGGAUGGGGGACUCCUGAUGGGGGGAAGCCAUAA
This is a messenger RNA of Pseudonaja textilis, 2185 nucleotides long. The record is from RefSeq and is a predicted model, not a curated record. Lineage: Eukaryota; Metazoa; Chordata; Lepidosauria; Squamata; Elapidae.